UAUGCAGGGCCCUAGUAAGGAGCCGCUUUGUCUGUCCCCGGUAUUCCACAGGCAACUCGACGCGUCCUAUGAUCAACCAAUUAUCUCCAGACGCUAUUCGGACCACGGAAAGACUGACACUCGCUGCCGUAUCCAAAAGUCCCGCCAGCGUUUGGGUCAGGGCUCAGACUUCCGCGAAUGGUCGAGGGACUUCCGUUGCACUGAGCUUCACAGUGGCAACCACUUCUCGUCUACUAGCUUGUCGUUUUCUGAAUGUACUGCAGAAAUUCUACCCGGUACACGAAUUUUUCCACAGAGUUGGGGUCAUCCUCGCCGUCGAAGGAAACUUCUGCUCUUCAAGGGGGCUUCGGUGGCUCCUUUGGUGGUGGCAGCCUGUGGUCGCCGGUAGUUGCCGACCGAAGACACUUGGGGUCUGUACCUCGAGGAUCCUGACAUGGAUACCGCGAAGCUGUCGUCUCCGUCCGCUGCUAAUGCCGAUCCGGUAAGUUUCCUUGUGGAAGUUGAGGACGCUGACCAGCAGGCCGUAACACCUUGUUCAUCAGCUUCAUUAUUUCCAAAAACUAUCCCGGAUUUCAUAGCACAAAGCCUUGCUGACUUGGCAACCUAAUCCACGUCUGGUACUUGGAACCGGAAUUCGCGGUCAUCCAUCUGCAGCAAAGCCAAUGUCCCCGAAGAGCUCCUCCGCACUUGAAAGCCCACGUUUUCUUCACCCUGCUGCUGUACCUGUCGGAAUUCGCGAGCCUCCGCAUUACCGUAGCAACACAUAUCCGCAUAACAUACUGCGGCAGAAUACUUCGAGACAGUGUUGCCAGGUGAAAAUUUAGCUUUCCCCUAAAAAAUCGCAAACAGUCGAUCCAGUUUAUACCUAAUUUAAAAAAAAAUCAGGUAAUUUCGAAAAUGUACAAUAAAAUAAGAAAUAUCUCAUU
Messenger RNA from Drosophila suzukii, 926 nucleotides. NCBI's taxonomy places the organism in Eukaryota, Metazoa, Arthropoda, Insecta, Diptera, Drosophilidae. The record is from RefSeq and is a predicted model, not a curated record.